CGUCCUUCCGGCUGGCAAUGAACUCGCGCGAACUGAAUUCCUACUCCCUUGCUUCUUUGUAUCGAACCUUAUGGCUUUCAAUUAAAGCAGAGUGAUCUUGGAGGAUUCGCCGGCAAAAGGUAGGCUGAGCGCCUGAGCCCGCGGGCACAGUCCAUGGACUGUGGUAAACCACUCACACACAGCGGAGGAGACCUCGAAGUGCCCCUAAAUCCUCCAUCCCUUUGCACCGAGGACAACCUUGCUCCCACUGGAGCCUCCGAUGGCUCGUCGGCAUGGGCCUCGGGCGUCGCCCUGUGCUUCCUCGCGAUCAACUGCGGGGUAGCCAUCUACCACUCGAGGCGCGACCCCAGCUCCGUCCUAUUCGUGGUCGUGUCCUUCGUCGACCUCGUCCUCCUCUUCCACCUCCUGCGCGUCUUCGAGAGAUUGCCCCCGGGCUCGCCAAAGCGCCUGCAGGUCAAGGCGGCUGUAUGGGCCCUCACCACCACCCUGACGGUCAUGUUCUCGCAGCGGGUGGCCGCGUUAAUGCCGGUCCCCGUAGCCGCUGUCGUCUGGGCGAUGGCUGCGGCGACCAUCCUCGCCGGCUUCUGCAUGUUCUUCGUCUGCCGGGACGACGCCUCCGCCGCCGCCGACGAGAAGCUCGCCGAAGGCCCGUAGGCCAUGGUACUAGAAGUAGAACCCGUCUUGGGUCUUACGAACCCGUGUGCAGUUUGUAUUGUCGCCUUGUCGGACACACCGCCUUACCAGUUGUAGGAGUGGAAGUUGUGUGAAUGAAAUAGUAAAGGAUAAUCUAAAGGUUUGGUCUAUCAAUUUCUCA
Panicum virgatum (switchgrass) is the source of this 814-nucleotide messenger RNA. RefSeq lists its product as uncharacterized. The coding region runs from base 154 to 654 and encodes 166 amino acids. NCBI's taxonomy places the organism in Eukaryota, Viridiplantae, Streptophyta, Magnoliopsida, Poales, Poaceae. The record is from RefSeq and is a predicted model, not a curated record. The transcript has a single exon.